GAAAAAGGCAUCCUCUGCAGACUGUGCCAUGUUCGAUGGGGGUCGCGUGCACUAAUUUCUCGACUUUUUCCGGUCAAUUUUACGGCUGAAUUGCUCGUGGGAAAGUUGCCGACAUCUGCUUCGAGAUGACGCGCAUCAAAGUCUGCCCGACGUCCAACAACACUUUUGAUCGCGCCUUUCACGAUGAGCAAGCACGGCGGAGACGACCUCGACGAUGACUUUGUUCCCGAUGAACUUGUUGCUUUGUCCGAGGAAGAGGAUGCUUAUCACUCGCCAGAGAAUGAGGAUAUAACCGCCCUUCUAAGCGCAGAUGAGGCAGAGCCAGACAAGGAGGAGAUUGCGCGCACAGAGGCUGCCACUGCAAAGAAGAGGAAACGAAGAGAGAAGGAAAAGGAGCGUAAGGCAAAGAAGAAACAAAAUGUAGCACAGGCCGUCAAUACGGUCGAGACAUCAGUUGCAGCUCAAACCCCUCUCGUCCUUACGGAUUACCUGUCUUCAAUGCAAGAAAAAACAUACUCAAAAAUGUCUGCCAUUGAGCUAGCAGAUAUGCGGAUACCCGAGAGCUCAAUAGUGGACACUACUAUGUGGACGGGCUCUCGCAAUUUGGAUCAGUUGGUUGAAUUCAUUACAGAAGUGCUGCCCACGCUUCGCACACGCUUAGCCCAGCGACCCAAAGCCAACGGCACUCCGACUCUAAUAUUCGUCGCUGGGGCUGCUCUACGAGUUGCAGACGCGACACGAAUACUCAGGGACAAGACCCUUCGCGGCGAAAAAGGAGGCGAAGUCGCAAAACUGUUUGCACGCCAUUUUAAAUUGGAGGAGCAUGUUGGCUACCUCAAGAGGACGAAGUUGGCGGUAGCGGUAGGCACGCCAGGACGACUUGGCAAGCUACUCUGUGAUACAGAUGCUCUCUCAACAUCUCAGCUGACCCAUAUCAUUCUUGACGUAUCGCAUCGUGAUGCGAAGAAGCGCACUCUUCUUGAUAUUUUGGAGACGAGAGAUGAGGUAUUCAAGACCGUGCUGGGUUGCCCAUCAGUAUUGGGGAGGAUUAAGGAGGGCAAAGUUCAGAUAGUGCUGCUGUAGUAGUAGUAUUAUUAUUAUGGACCGAAAUGGGGUCGGCAUAUGCAUACUGUACAAACGUAGUAAUGAGUAAUGCACUAGAAGCCCAAUGGGUUUGUUCGCUGGGUGAU
Somion occarium is the source of this 1190-nucleotide messenger RNA. NCBI's taxonomy places the organism in Eukaryota, Fungi, Basidiomycota, Agaricomycetes, Polyporales, Cerrenaceae. The record is from the annotation of a GenBank genome assembly.